This is a messenger RNA of Brassica napus (rape), 1282 nucleotides long. Its product is annotated as germin-like protein subfamily 1 member 1. The record is from RefSeq and is a predicted model, not a curated record. The transcript has a single exon. Gene Ontology annotation, molecular function: manganese ion binding. Lineage: Eukaryota; Viridiplantae; Streptophyta; Magnoliopsida; Brassicales; Brassicaceae. The coding region runs from base 414 to 1073 and encodes 219 amino acids. Gene Ontology annotation, cellular component: cell wall.
UUGAAAAUCCGAUUGAUGUGACAAAACGAUAGCAAGGUUGUUGAUGAUAAGAUUCAUUGGAUAGAGGAAUGUUCUCGUUUUCUUUGCUUAACGGCUAACAAAACUUCACCAAUAGCUUUUGCUUAAACAAAAAUUUUGCCUCACCAAAAUGAAAUUGACCAAACUUUUCUUGCUUCUUCAAGGAUACAUUAAUACAACUAAUAAACAAAUAUAAUUUUGACCAAAAAAAACUACUAAACAAAUAUAAUAUGUCAAACAACUAAAAAAACAGAAGAUAUAUAAAAAAACAAGAAGAUAGUUUAACUGCAUGUUAUCAAACAUCAUUUUCUCAAAUUUAUCAUUUAUACACUCACUUACUCACCCCCUAAAACUCAUCUCUCUAAAUGUAAAACCCAACAAUAAGAACUAAUCCUAUGCUUCUAAACUUACUAUUAGCGUUCAUACUUCUGAUGGGUCGGGUCAGCUCCGACCCGGACCCGCUACAAGACUACUGCGUCUCUCCUCCUCAUUCACCUCACCAACACAUCUUCCUCAACGGCAAUCUAUGCAAAGAUCCAACAAAAGUCACCGUCUCCGACUUCACAACCUCCGCAUUGUCAAAACCCGGAGAUACUCGGGCCAACCCGUUUAUGACCAACGUCACUCUCACUACAACCGCCAAUCUCCCGGGUCUCAACACAAUGGGCCUCACGAUGGGCCGUAUCGACUUUGGCGCCUCUGGCGUCGUCCCACCGCACGUACACCCACGCGCCUCCGAAGUGACGGUCUGCCUAGACGGUGUGCUUCUGGUCGGUUUCGUGGAUACGUCAGGUCGGGUCUUUACCCAGGAGCUUCAUCCGGGUGAGACGUUCGUGUUUCCCAAAGGGUUGAUACAUUUUCUGUAUAACAUCGAUACAGUGAGCUCGGCUUUAGCUGUCUCUGGGCUGACUAGUCAGAAUCCUGGGACACAGUUUGUGUCUAUGGUCUCUUUGGAUUCAAAACUUCAGAUUCCACAAGACGUUUUGAAGAGGCUUUACCAUAUCAAUGACCAGGAAGGAUAUGUUGCUAGUAUCCGCAAAAACCUUGGAGGCUGAUGUUUGUGUUUCAAAACUCCAAUGGUACAAUAAUAUACUUUAUAUCUUGUUGAGGAAAUUGUGGUUAAGUUAUUAACUAAUUGCUAAACUAUGUGUAAAUAUAUAUACGACCAAAUCUACAUGUAUAUAUAUUUAAUUGGAAUGAUAUAAUCUUCGUAUAGAGACUAAUAAACAUGAGAUGAUAUAUUUGUUGAUCAUCGUUAGCAUUA